CAGCAACACCUCAGCACCUUCGCGAACCCCUUCCAAACCCUUUCUACGGCCACACAAAGCGUUCAUAAACAUGGCUUCCGACGCGUCCACCCCCAAGCCCGUCAACGUGCUCUUCGUUUGCCUCGGCAACAUCUGCAGGUCCACAAUGGCCGAAGGCGUCUUCCGGCACGUCACCAACAACGCGAACCCACUAGUCGGGGCGAUCGACUCGUGCGGCACGGGCGCGUACCACGUGGGCAGCAACCCGGACUCGCGCACCAUGUCGACGCUGCAGGACCACGGCAUCAAGACAUACCGGCACAAGGCGCGCAAGUUUGCGUACCCGGGCGACUUCGACACCUUCGACUACAUCAUGGCGAUGGACGAUGAGAACCUGGCGGACUUGGUGCAGCUGCGCAAGCGGUAUGCGCGCGAGCUGGAGUCCAAGGGCCGCAAGGACGAGGUCGCGCAUUUGGGCAGGGUUAUGCUGUUUGGUGAGUUUGGCGGCAGGAGGGGCGAGGUCGUCGAUGAUCCGUAUUAUGGCGGUCGCGAUGGCUUUGAGAUUGCGUAUGCCCAGAUGAUUAGGUUUACGGAUGGGUUUUUGAAGCAUUUGAGUGAGAGGCCGCGGGAGGAGUAGGUUGUGCUGCGGGGUGUUGAUGCUCUUGACGCGGUGCGUUUGGUGAGGGUUGAGGUUGUGAUACCCACGAUAGAGUAGACUGGUCUGCAAGCGAAUUUCCAUCUCAUGGAAGCAUGUUUGGCCAGAUGCCACUGAGAAGUUUGAUCUGAUGAGGCGGAGAAUUAUAUCUCUG
Messenger RNA from Aplosporella prunicola CBS 121167, 788 nucleotides. RefSeq lists its product as uncharacterized. The record is from RefSeq and is a predicted model, not a curated record. Gene Ontology annotation, biological process: protein dephosphorylation. Bases 71 to 616 code for a protein of 181 amino acids. Gene Ontology annotation, molecular function: protein tyrosine phosphatase activity. Lineage: Eukaryota; Fungi; Ascomycota; Dothideomycetes; Botryosphaeriales; Aplosporellaceae. The transcript is spliced from 2 exons.